GGCUCCGGGGCAGAGGCUGGCGCGAGCGCCGUCGAGCUCGUCCGCGAGAUGUCGGGCCGGCGGCUCCGGGUCGCGCCAGAGUCGUGCCGGGCGCUGCUCGACGCGACCGCGCGGAGCGACGGCCUGCCGCUAUUCCUGUCGGCGCUUUCGGCCUGCCGCGCCAAUGGCGCGUGCCGCGCCUUCGCCAGCGCGCGCCUCUCUUCCCGACCCUCCGCCGUGUCUGCGCUCGCGCCGCUGCCCGAGGACUCUCGCGCCGCCGAGGUGAGCUUUGCGGUCGGCUUUAGCGGCGUGCUGCUCGCGCUUGGCGGGCUCGAGUUUGUGGACCUGCUCGACCCGGUGCUGCCGGGGGAGACGGAGGCGCCGCCGCUCUGGCUCCUCGCCGGCGGCCUCGCCGGCGUCUGGGGCUUCGACCGCUACUCGCGCCGUGGCGAGGGCGCGGCCAGCCUCGCGCGAGGGCUGUCGCGGCUCUUCUCGCGGGACGUGACGCGGGAGAGCACGGCGGAGGCCGCCUCUUUCGUCUCCGGCUACCUGCUCGGCCUUCCCUCGUGCGCCUUCACGCCCACCGCAGUGCGGCCGGUCGAGCUGCUCGCCGCCGCCUCGGACGCGCUCGGCGGCGCGGCGGGCGGCGGCCAGCCGCGGCUAGCCGACAGGGUGCUCGUGUGGUUGCUCUCGCCCGUGGCGGCGGAGGUAGCGGCGUACGGCGAUGUGACCAUCUCGCGCCCGGCGCUCGCCGCCCAGUUCCUUCAGGCUGCGCGGCGGCGCGAGGCGUCGGCGGGCGUCGACGUGCAGGAGGGAGGCUGGGGCGAGGGCGAGGAGGCGGACGAGGUGCGGUUGCGGUGGGCGUUCGGAGAGGCGAAGCGCCUGCUGGCGGCGAACGCCGCGGCGCAGCAGGCGCUGCAGGACCAGAUGGCGGCGGGCGCGUCGGUGGGCGGGUCGGUUCUCCUGCUCGAGGAGAGGCUGAAGGGCCGCUGGGGGUCGGUCUGAAGAGAUCUGAGCUGAAGGGCGUGGGGGCAGCAGGUCUGAGAGAUGCCGGAGCCCCACGCGAGUCGCUAGGCUUGCCGUGGGUGCUUGACCAUGGGACGCAGGCCGAGGGGCGUCGGGCCCUUGCGCGAGAGUCUAAUGCUAGAUUUAGACUGGUGGUGGGAGAGCGGAACGGGAAGAGCCCGCGCGCACCACAUAACCUGUCUACCUGUGCGCUCAAACAAAAAAAAUUGAAGGAAAUAAAUUG
Emiliania huxleyi CCMP1516 is the source of this 1228-nucleotide messenger RNA. RefSeq lists its product as hypothetical. The coding region runs from base 49 to 984 and encodes 311 amino acids. The transcript has 3 exons. NCBI's taxonomy places the organism in Eukaryota, Haptophyta, Isochrysidales, Noelaerhabdaceae. The record is from RefSeq and is a predicted model, not a curated record.